AUGUCUACUCCAUCUUACACUGUCGGCGACUACGCCCGUUUCGCUCUUGCCGGUGCCAUCGGUUGCGGUGUCACCCAUGGGUCCAUGACCCCAAUCGACGUUGUCAAGACCAGAAUCCAGUUGGACCCAGUUGUGUACAACAGAGGUAUGGUCGGGACUUUCCGUCAGGUCAUUUCUUCUGAGGGUGCCGGUGCUCUUUUGACCGGUUUCGGCCCAACCGUUUUGGGUUACUCCUUGCAGGGUGCCUUCAAGUUCGGUGGUUACGAAUUGUUCAAGAAGACCUUCAUUGACUUCAUGGGGGUUGACAACGCCAAGAACUACAAGAACACCAUCUACAUGUCUUCUGCUGCCAUUGCCGAGUUCUUUGCCGAUAUCGCUUUGUGUCCAUUGGAAGCCACCAGAAUCAGAUUGGUCUCCCAGCCAACCUUUGCCAACGGUCUUGUCGGUGGUUUCGCCAGAAUCUACAGAGAAGAAGGUCUCGGUUCUUUCUACAACGGUUUCACCCCAAUCUUGUUCAAGCAGAUUCCAUACAACAUUGCCAAGUUCUUGGUCUACGAGCGUGCCUCUGACGCCAUCCUUGGCCUCAUCCCAACUCCUAAGAACGAGUUGUCUGGUGCCAUGUCCACCGCCGUCAACUUGGGUGCUGGUUUGAUCGCCGGUUGUUCUGCCGCCAUUGUCUCCCAGCCAGCUGACACCUUGUUGUCCAAGGUUAACAAGGCCAAGAAGACUCCAGGUCAGUCCACCUUGGGUCUUUUGGCCUCUUUGGCCAAGCAGUUGGGUUUCGUCGGUGCCUUCACCGGUUUGAGCACCCGUUUGGUCAUGGUUGGUACCUUGACCUCCUUGCAAUUCACCAUCUACGGUUCCUUAAAGUCCGCCUUGGGCUGUCCAAAGUCCGUCGAAAUCAACUAA
Molecule: messenger RNA, 909 nt
Organism: Babjeviella inositovora NRRL Y-12698
Lineage: Eukaryota; Fungi; Ascomycota; Pichiomycetes; Serinales
Gene: MIR1
Product: Mir1p
Exons: 1
Coding region: 1-909 (302 amino acids)
Biological process (GO): mitochondrial phosphate ion transmembrane transport
Cellular component (GO): mitochondrial inner membrane
Molecular function (GO): phosphate transmembrane transporter activity
Source: RefSeq, a predicted model, not a curated record